Mitosporidium daphniae is the source of this 1537-nucleotide messenger RNA. RefSeq lists its product as uncharacterized. NCBI's taxonomy places the organism in Eukaryota, Fungi, Microsporidia. The transcript has a single exon. The annotation marks the transcript as partial. The record is from RefSeq and is a predicted model, not a curated record.
CAAAUUGUCAAAAAGAAAAAUCUUUUCAACGCCGUUCCUACACAAAUAGCUGAUGAUAGAGGCAUAAGAGCAUAUUUUUCUCAACCCUUUUGGAAGCCUUUCAGGCUCGGAUCUCACGAAAAACUAUCCGCUAAGGACAAAAUUUACUGUGAGCUUCCCUAUUUUGAAUAUAAAGAUGGUGUUUAUGAUCCUGGAAAGUUCACUGAAUUUUCAAACUCAAUUUUUCAUUUUUUGAGCAACGAAAUCGCUUAUCAGCCAUGCUUUAUGGGCGAAGAGAUUCCUCUAAUUUCAUAUCUGGAUUCCCUGACGUUUCGGGUGAUGCCAAUGCUAGAAAAAUCCCAGUCAUUGGAUCUCGAAAAAAUGGGCUUUCUUUACAACUUUUUCACCAAAACACUGCGUUUAUUGGAGUAUGAAAAUGAUCUGUUUAUGUACCAAAAGGCUCUGAUUUUAGUUGAGAUUUUCAAAACCUACAAAAAAAUAUACAUUCGACAUCUAAAGGUCUCUCUGAAUAACGAUGAGCACAAGUUUAAGCUUAUCAAUGAUUCGAUUUUUGAAAAACUAUCACUCUCUUUUUCAUAUUCAAGUGAAAUCGAUCUUCUCGGAAGGACCUUGCCAAUUGGUUCAAAAAGCAUUCAAUUUCUUCCGGAAGAUACAAAAAUUACCUAUAACCUGGUCUCUAUAUUGUUUAAAAACAGCAAAAAGCUUCCGAAUCCAUAUGAAAUGGGAAAGUUUUUCAAAUUGAAUCUGAUCAAUUAUUGGAGAAAAGAUCUUGAUUAUAAGACAGAGCAUUUUGAAAGGAUAGCAUAUAUCUUGACCGUAAUUGCGAACCCUAUUAGCGUUGAAAACCCUAACCAGCGUGUGCUUCCAGAAACCUUCUUACUUGACCCACAUUAUUACAGUCUUUUCCACAUGCUUUGUAAAGCAUCACGUCGUCCUACUGGCAGUGAGCUUGUUUUAUCUCCAAUUAUUCCCCUGGAUUUUAAAAGUUCCAUUAAUACUAAGCGCCAUUUCCAUCUUAAAGCAGAUGGUUACAAUAAAACUCAAGAAAUCUCAUCACCAUUGUCGAAAGAAAAAACACCUCUGGACUUGAUGAAUUUUAAUCACAAAUUUUCAUCCGUCUUUUAUUUCUUGACUUACCUCCAAGAAGAUCAUGCUUUCAUCUUAUCUGAGGCUGGAAUGGAAAUCGUUUAUACUUUCAUCCUCAAAACAUCGACAUAUAUUGAUGAUGACUCGAAAAAGGCUCUACCUUUAGCUACCAAAUAUUUUUUAUUUCAAAAGGAUAAAAUUCUCGGAGAAGUUUCGACGCAUAAAGAUGACAUUCAGAGGUUUAGGCUAUUAGCAAAUUAUCAGAUUAUUCUCAAUCGCUUGAUGUCAAUUCAAAAGAGCGACCUUGAAAUUGGUGGUCUUGAGCAUGCUUUCUCGGGAAAAUUUCAGCCAAUUUUCGCCUUUAUCAAGCUUAAUAUGCUGAUAGUUGAGGAAAAGUUUUCCGGGCUGCAGAAUAGCCAGGAUCUAUAUUUGUCGGUGAUAUCUAAUUUUG